Messenger RNA from Magallana angulata, 1168 nucleotides. Its product is annotated as ficolin-2-like. The transcript has 5 exons. The record is from RefSeq and is a predicted model, not a curated record. Bases 218 to 1144 code for a protein of 308 amino acids. NCBI's taxonomy places the organism in Eukaryota, Metazoa, Mollusca, Bivalvia, Ostreida, Ostreidae.
UAUAAUUUUACAUUGACGCUUUAAACAUGCCUGAUGGAUUUUUCUUAGAAAUAUUUCUUGUUGUACCUUUAGAUUGCACUGGUUACGUAAGAAAAAAUAAUCAUUAGACCAAUAUUGCAUUUUACACAGUGACUGUGAAUUUCACAAGAAGCAGGAUUUUUGAUAAUUUUAUCAUAAAGAAUCUAAUUUUGUUGUUGAUCGGAGGAAUUUUAAAAAGAUGAAAUCUGUUUUUGAAAAUUUGAUAAUCUUUCAAAUCAAAAUGCUAACUGUGCAACUUACUGCCUCCUGUGACUCCUAUUAUUCAGCCAUCCCUGAAGUAGAAAACAAGAUUGGAACUUCGUAUUUAGUACAAAAGGCCAAGGCAUCUUCACUCUCAUUUUGUGGAUCUUUGUGUAUCAACAACUGUAAUUGUUUUGGAUAUAAUCGCCUUCAGAAACAGUGUCGCUUACAUGUAAUUUGUGAUGUUGGUAACAUGUCUGACACUGGCGCGGGAUGGCGGUACUAUCGUGUAUCUCGUAAAGCUGAAGACUGUUUGGCGCUGUAUCAAGCCGGACAUACAUGUUCCGGUGUAUACACCCUCCAUCCAGCAGGGGGCGCUAAUACUGAUGUCGUCUGCGAUAUGGAAACGAUGGGAGGAGGCUGGACAGUGAUUCAGAAUCGAUUUGAUGGUUCCGAAAAUUUUAAUAGAAACUGGGCCGAUUACAAAAACGGGUUUGGGUUGGCUGUCGGUGAAUAUUGGAUUGGUAAUGAUGCAAUUCAUAAUCUUACACAAGCUAACAAUUCGUUGUACAUUUCAAUCACCCUUACAAACGGUACAACAUUGUAUGAAUUGUACGAACUAUUCAGGAUUUCAAAUGAACAGGACAAUUAUAGAUUAUCCAUAGGAGGAACUGCAGCUGGCACUCUUGGAAACCGGAUGACCCCAAAUUCUGCAACCGACAAUCUAAAUGGUAGGGAGUUUUCAACAUCAGAAGGAUCUAACUCUUGCGCACAAAAUCACAAAGGAGGCUGGUGGUACAACGGUUGUUAUGACGCCUAUCUGAACGGUCUGUUCGGCUCCUCUGAUUGGGUACAACCUUGGUACCCUUUACUAACAACAGGGAAAAGCAUUCAGAAGACGGCUAUGAUGAUUAGGCGAGGAUAGCGGGAAAAUAUUCACAGAGAAAUC